Molecule: messenger RNA, 1865 nt
Organism: Medicago truncatula (barrel medic)
Lineage: Eukaryota; Viridiplantae; Streptophyta; Magnoliopsida; Fabales; Fabaceae
Exons: 5
Coding region: 262-1569 (435 amino acids)
Source: RefSeq, a predicted model, not a curated record
AUAAGUAUAAGUGAAUCUAGUUUAACACCACACUCUAAUUUUCUCAUCAAACAAAGCUCAAACUCUGUCGUAUCCAGGUUUUUUGGUUUUGUGUCGAUGGAUAUGAAGGUGAUGGAGUUUUCUAGUUUCUGGUUAUGUGUUGAUGAUAUGGAGACUGAUCGAGCUUGACUUUUCUGGGUGGGUUUGUGUUGUUCAGAAGGAGAACAUGAAGUAGUAAUGAGUGGAGAAGGGAAAAUUAGUUAAGAGAGGGAGCAUAUCAGCAUGUGUUUUGUAUCUAGAGAUUUUGUAUUUUUAGAGGCAAUACUUCUACUAUUGUUUGGUACAACAUGCUCAAGUUCCUUUGUGAAGGCCGAAGAUAAAAUCAAAUCAGCUGUUUUUCUGUCCCCUAAGUUUGAACUUGGACCUGGAUCAGUUAUCAAUAAACAUUAUUAUGAUAUUGAUUUUCCAAGAGGGCAUAUAGCACUAAAGAGUUUCAAUGCUGAAGUAGUUGAUGAUGCUGGUAAUCCUAUACCUCUCCAUGAAACCUAUCUCCAUCAUUGGCUUGUUCAAAGACAUUAUCAAAGAAAAUAUGUCACACACACAGAAGAUGUUAGCCACAUGAUGCUUCAAAACUCUGAUCAUGUUCUUGUAAGGAACAGUGGCAUAUGCCAGGGAAAUGCUAUUUCACAAUACUUUGGACUUGGGUCAGAAACACGAGGAACGACAACAGAUAUUCCAGAUCCUUUCGGUAUAGAGAUAGGUAAUCCUGAAGAGAUUCCACAAGGGUUUGAGGAUAAAUGGUUGCUUAAUGUUCAUGCCAUUGAUACGCGAGGCGCAGAGGAUAAAUUAGGGUGCACUGAGUGCAAGUGCGACCUUUAUAAUGUUACAGUGGAUGAAUAUGGAAGGUCUAUUGGGCCAGAUUAUAAAGGAGGUUUGUUAUGUUGUUAUGACCAUACACAAUGCAAGUUGAAGGAAGGUUUUGAGGGUCCAAAGAGAAGUCUCUACCUAAGAUACACUGUAAAAUGGGUUGAUUGGGAUGAUUUUAUAGUGCCUGUUAAGAUAUAUAUACUUGAUGUUACUGAUACUUUGAAACCAUCAGAUGAUUCAAAAGGAUUGAACUCAAACCAUGAUUGCAAGACUGAGUAUCAAGUUGAAUCUUGCGGCACAGACCAUAAAGAAAGAAAUGGUUGUGUUGAUGUGAAGAGGACAAGUCUCCCACUACAAACUGGUGGCUAUGUGAUCUAUGGUGUUGCUCAUCAGCAUUCAGGUGGAAUUGGAUCAACUCUAUACGGGCAGGAUGGCAGAGUUAUAUGUUCCUCUAUACCAAGUUACGGAAAUGGAAAUGAAGCUGGGAAUGAGACAGGCUACAUUGUAGGAAUGUCCACAUGUUAUCCUAAACCAGGUUCUGUCAAGAUAGUUGAUGGUGAAACUUUAACUCUAGUGUCUAACUACAGCAGCACCAAGGAGCACACUGGAGUAAUGGGACUUUUCUACUUGUUGGUGGCAGAACAGCUCCCAGAUCAACACUUCAGACAUUCUACUCGUUCUUCAUUUUUUAUGGAUAUAAAUAAUAUGCUUUUAGAUAAUUAGUCACAUAUUUGUAAUAAAUGUGGAGUGUUAUUAUGGAUUGUAGCGAAGUAAUAUAUGAUUUGAUCAAAAGAGGAAUAAAGACAAGUCUGAGUGUGACUGAAUAAUACAAAACUUUCUGCAUUUGGCUAGCUAUAGGAUGAAGACAAGUAUGAAGUUUGCAUCAAUGCCGUGUUCUAGUGAUACAUAGUGUGUAAUUAUUUUGGCUUAGUCCACUCUUUCUUGUAUCAUAUGGCUAUGUGGUAAGUUUGCUGUAACGUAUAGCUGCUUAAUUUAAAAGGGAAUUGCUUAGUACGAAA